UUCUCUCUGCCUCCCUCUGGCGGCCACUUCACCUCUCAGAGACACUUCCUCUACCGUCAAACCGGGGAGGAAAUACACCCAGACCUGCCGGUGUUUGACCAAAAGCACAUAAUUUGAAAGAAGCUGUGCAUCUGAGUUGAUUUUCACACACACUGGAUGCACCCUCACCCUCACCAUCCUUCACCCUCUCCCUCCAACCUCCAACCCAACCCCAUUGGAAGAUCACUCUCACUGAAGCCCCCACCCACCAACCAAAAACACACUUUGCAGGAGAGAGAGAGAGAGGAGGAGAGAAAGAGAGAAAGAGAGAGAGAGAUGCAGGUAUUAACUGGAGGUGGAGAGGGAGGCGCACUGACUGCUGACCGUUGGGAAGCCAAAAGGACAAGAGGAGAUGUGUUGUUGUGCUGAUGGGCUUCUUUCUUUCUUUCUUCCUCCCAUAACAAGUCGCUUCUUGUUCCAAACGGAGACGCAGGUGUAGCCUCUUUAUCCUCCUCCAGCCUCCUCCUCCUCCUCCUCCUCCUCCUACUACUACUACUAUACCUAUCCCCAGUUUUUCUCCAUGCGCCGCACCUCCUCUUUCAAGUCACCAGAGGAGGAUUUGUACGCGCCGGAGUGUGGAAGAAGAAUAACAUCAUCAUGUUCACUGAGAUGAGGCGCGUCUCUUUUGUGCGCCGUCUGUUACCGCCGCUGUGAAUGAAUGUGAUGCCGGCAGAGGCGGUUACAGCACUUGUUCCAUAAAGAGAAAGACUUCUUGAUAACCAUGGCUGACCAGUACAGUAUGUUUCUCACCACGGCGCCCCCCCUCCGGCGUGGAAGCACACCCCUGCCCCUCAAACACCAGCUGCGGAGGGAAGAGGCCGUAUCUGAGGACUGUGAUUGGAUCCCGGGCAUGGAGGAGCCUGCCAUGUUGCCUAUCAGUGGCACAGCGGUGCCUCGGGAUGAGUCCUUCAGCCAAUCAGCAGCCGCCCAGUUGGCUUACCACAGCCACGGCGGGGCAUUGAGGAUAGUGUUACUGGGACAGAACGGCGUGGGCAAGACGUCGCUAGCCUUAUCUCUGGCCGGGCAGUCGGACAGAUCCCUCUCUAUAGACUCUGAGACGCAAGCAUGUGGUGAGGGAUACGAGAGCUCAGUGACCGUCGACGACGAGGACAGCAAAAUCAUAGUUUUCGACAACUGGAAACAGGACCUGUCCACUCUACAUUGUGAUGUGUGUAUCCUGGUCUUCUCAGUGACUGACAGGCGAAGUUUCCACCGCACCGCCCAGCUCCGCCUCCUCCUCAGGGAGUCCCAGCCACAGACACCAAUCAUCCUGGUGGGAAACAAGAGCGACCUUGUCCGCUCCCGUGAAAUCAGCUCAGAGGAGGCCCAAUCCAGUGCCAUGAUGUUCGACUGCGUCUACAUGGAGCUCUCAGCCUCCCUGGACCACGGUACCAACGAGCUGCUGGAGGCCGCCGUUCGGACCGCAAGGGGCGACUGCGUGGGCCCCGGGUGGACCGACGGCGACCCCGGGGCGGGCCGCAGGGAGAGCCUGACCAGCCGGGCCAAGCGCUUCCUGUCGGGGCUGGUGCCGCGCUCGUACGGCCGGGACCGGGACAGGGAUCGGGGGCGCUACCGGGAGAUGAGCCGCCACCGGGGCAGCAAGAUCCUCCGCCAGAAGUCUCGUUCCUGCCACGACCUCAGUGCACUGUGAUACAAACACACACACACAUGCAUACACACAGACAAAGAGACACACUCACACACAUGUACACACACACACACACCAGAUUGAUGGAGAAGGUAGAAGUGUAGAAGACGGAGGAGGGUAAAAUGGAAGAUAGUAGGGGUUUGUAGAUGACUAAAUAUAGGGACAAAGAAGGAGAUGGAGGAAAAUUAGAGGGGUGGAAUGACAGCAACGGCAGAUAAAGGCCAGGAAAGGACAGAAAGUGUGAGAAAAAGUUGGAUAGAAAUCAACCUGGAUCGCAGCAUCGCAUCUUUUGUCUUCUCCCUAUCAGCGGAACCAAUUUUGAGAGAGAAAGAGGCCAAGUUGGAGAGACAAACAGAGAAACAGAUAAGGAGGUGAGCUUGAUUUGCCGCUCCGGCUUGGCUGAAUCAGCGAGCACUCAUCAUUACCUGUUGAGGAAAUUAACGACAGCGGAGAGAGUCACAUCAAGAUGCCGAUUGGACGCUCACUGUGGCGAAACGGGAGGGAGGGGGGAUGGGAGGGAGUCAGAAAUAAACACACACCCGAGUAGCACGCACUGAUUAUGUAGAGACUGAUAGCAAUCUAAUGUAUACCGUUUGUGAACCCUGUUUUAUAGCAUGCCGAGUAGACGAUCUAAGACUUGACCCUGUAGGUUUCACAGUACUGGACUGACUGUACCUCGGUGGUCGAUAGCUAAUGCACAAUCCAGCUAGCGUCUCUAGCAAUGCCAUCUCUAAGGCAAAACCCUUUAUUUAUUACAGAAAAAAAAAAAAUGCUCCUCUGCGCAUUUUUUUUAGCCACAAUCUUCACACCGCAUCCACCUUUUGUGUACCGUACUGAUUCUGUUUGAUACCACCAAUGUUCAUCUGUGAUUUUUUAUACAAGGCUAAAAAAAAACGUCAGCGCCCAAGCCAUAUUUCCGCUGAACGCACCAUUAGCGAUCAGCACAAAGAAACCCUUUACCGAAGGAGACGGAGCGAAAGAAAGAAAAAAGAAGGUCAAAGUGGCUAUAAAGGAAUAAGACUGGAUGACCAGACUGAACUUUUCUUCAAUAGACGCUGAGUCACAGAACACUGGGAUGUUCUCGAAGCACAGGAGGACAAAACGAGAGAAAACCUAAUCUACCUGUGGCUGUUUUUUCUUCUCUUUUUAACCACCGGCAUUAAUACGUGUGUUGAGACUGGAUUCUGUGGGGGCUGGCCACGCAGGUGACCCAAAAAGAGAACGUUCUGGAAACGUUGUUUGGAUAUCUCGUCAAGCGUGUGGCAGCGUCUUCAACGAUACAUGCUCACUCGUUUGUCACAGUCUACUAAGCACUCUCGUCUUUCCACUGAGAAUAAAUUAAUUUUUGGUUUUGACAUCCUGAA
Messenger RNA from Sebastes umbrosus (honeycomb rockfish), 3051 nucleotides. RefSeq names its product RAS (RAD and GEM)-like GTP binding 2 (gene rem2). NCBI's taxonomy places the organism in Eukaryota, Metazoa, Chordata, Actinopteri, Perciformes, Sebastidae. Gene Ontology annotation, cellular component: plasma membrane. The coding region runs from base 761 to 1690 and encodes 309 amino acids. The transcript has 5 exons. Gene Ontology annotation, molecular function: calcium channel regulator activity; GTPase activity; GTP binding. The record is from RefSeq and is a predicted model, not a curated record.